AUUUCUUUUCAUGUACAGGAAGAGAUGAAUGCAGAUGCUGCAUGACCUCGAUCGAGCUGUUAUAGUCUCCAGUUUAGUUAUUCUCCGGCGUGACGCUUAGCUUCUCCGCUGCUUACUGCAACUUGCCGGAAUCAACCGCUGCGCUAGCUGCCAGCUCAGAAGUACGAACGAACGAACUCGUUUCCGUGUUGUAUGGAAGAUUCUAGAAGCGCGAGGGCGGAGCGGAGGCGGUGAAUCGGAUCGGCGAGCGAGUCCAGUGAGAGUGCGUGGUAGCUAGCUAGGAGAUGUAUAGUGAUAGUAAGAUGGCGAUGAGGGCGAGCGUGUUUAGCCGGAGGACGCUCCGGCAUGGCGCGAUCGUCUCGGCCGUUGGAUCCGUGAGGAUCAAGCUCCUGCUCUCCUGUUGCGUAUUGUUCACGCUGAUCGCCCUUGCGAGCCGCGCCGCGUGGUUUAUGGGGUGGAAGCACCAAAAUUCUUCUCCUCUUCAUCAACCGUCACUGCACAGGAAAGGAUACACUAUUCUGAUUAAUACAUGGAAGAGAAAUGAUCUUCUUAUGCAGUCUAUUUCCCACUAUUCCUCAUGCCCUGGGCUUGAUUCCAUUCAUAUAGUGUGGAGUGAGCCUGAUCCUCCCUCAGUUUCACUUGUUGACUAUCUGAAGAAUGUUAUCCAUUCACGGUUAAGACAUGGGCGGCGAAUUGAGCUAAAAUUUGACAUCAAUGCUGAAGACAGUUUGAAUAACAGGUUCAAGGAGCUUACAGAUUCGAAAACAGAUGCUGUCUUUUCGAUUGAUGAUGAUGUCAUAUUUCCUUGUUCUUCAGUAGAGUUCGCCUUCACCAUCUGGCGUAGUGCGCCUGAUACAAUGGUGGGAUUUGUACCCCGCGUCCACUGGAUUGAUCAGUCGAAAGGCAAUGCAGAUAAGUACAUCUAUGGAGGGUGGUGGUCAGUGUGGUGGAUGGGAACCUACAGUAUGGUUCUUUCCAAAGCUGCAUUUUUUCACAGAAAGUAUCUUAGCAUGUAUACUUAUCAAAUGCCAGCAUCCAUUCGAGAAUAUGUAACUAAAAACAGGAACUGUGAAGACAUUGCCAUGUCCUUCCUCGUGGCAAAUGCGACCAAUUCUCCUCCUAUCUGGGUACAAGGUAAAAUAUUCGAAAUUGGUUCAACUGGGAUCAGUAGCUUGGGAGGUCACAGCGAAAGGAGGACUCACUGUGUCAAUAGAUUCGUGGCCGAGUAUGGGAGAAUGCCAUUGGUUUCCACUUCUGUCAAGGCUGUUGAUAGCCGAAGCAUCUGGUUUUGGUGAGUUAACCAACCUAUUCCACAUCUCUACCGCCAUUUUUGUAGCCGUAAAUUGCAGGGCAAUUCAGUACUACUCAUUGAUAGAGUUAGCCUUAAGUUACAUAGCUUGUAUUUGUCACAUAUGUACUGUUAUGGGAAAGUUUUCAAUUUCACCAUCAAGUGUUCAUAUGUGUCCUAUAGAUUUAUUGAUUCAGGUUUGUCCACAUAGAAGCUGUCAAAUGGUACUCAGAUGGGAGAUAAUUGAGUUUAUCUCCAGGAAACCAUUGUGUAGUGUUUUUCAGAAUGCAACAUUUCAGACUGAACAGAGUGUAUUCAUAUCUAUAUCCAAAGAUUUGGUAAGUUAAUGUACAAUGAAUACUGUUUCAUAACAGUAGUUUUCAUGGAGGUUUGUCCAACA
Ipomoea triloba (trilobed morning glory) is the source of this 1688-nucleotide messenger RNA. RefSeq names its product glycosyltransferase family 64 protein C4. Gene Ontology annotation, molecular function: glycosyltransferase activity. NCBI's taxonomy places the organism in Eukaryota, Viridiplantae, Streptophyta, Magnoliopsida, Solanales, Convolvulaceae. The transcript has 5 exons. Bases 285 to 1295 code for a protein of 336 amino acids. The record is from RefSeq and is a predicted model, not a curated record. Gene Ontology annotation, cellular component: membrane.